UGGAGGUACAGCAUAGCACAGCUCAGAUCAGGAACCGGUGGACAUCAGAAAACAAGGUCUAGAAGUUGUUCAAAAUGGACAUAUGUGCUUCAAACAACCAGUUGGCUGUUGAUGUUUUAAGAGAGAUUGGUGGAAGUAAUGUCGGUCAAAAUAUUGUUUUUGCUCCUCUGAGCAUAGUAACUGCACUUUCAAUGGUAUAUCUAGGGGCUAGAGGUAACACUGCUGCACAGAUGAGCAAGGUUCUUCAUUUUAGUGAUGACAAAGAAGUCCAUUCCAAUUACAAAAAUCUAAUGCGUGAAUUAGCAGGAAAUGGAAAUGAUUAUAUAAUGAUGAAUGUCAAUAAGUUAUUUGGGGGAAAUACUUUUCAGUUCCAUCCAACAUUUGUGAAUGACACGGAGAAUUUGUAUGAUGCUCGUUUGGAAAAACUGGAUUUUUUGAAUAACCCGGAAGCAUCAAGGAAAUGCAUUAAUGACUGGAUUACUCAGCAAACACGAGGCAAAAUUCAACAGUUGUUACCAGAUAAAUCAAUUUCGGAAAGUACAGUAUUAGUACUUGCAAAUAUCUUAUAUUUUGCUGCAAACUGGACAAAACCAUUUAAUCAAAUGAAGACUUAUAAGGCUCCCUUCACCAAGAUGUCGAAUGAACAAGUAAUGGUAGAUAUGAUGCAUAUGACAAGUUACUUCAAUGUGAAAUACAUUACUGACCCUGGAAUAAAGGUGUUGGAGCUUCCAUAUGGUGCAUCACAAAACUUCACUAUGGUCAUCAUUGUUCCCGAUAAUAAUUCUGUGUUUAAACAGGUAGAACAAGAGAUUUCACUGAAAAAGUUAAACAAAUGGAUGAGCAACUCAGAAAUGAAGAUGAUGAAUGUCUUGGUACAUCUACCAAAGAUCAAAAUAGAGAAAAGCUUCUCCAUGAAAAACAUUCUUUCAUCAUUGGGAAUGUUGGAUGCCUUCAGUCAGACCAAGGCAAAUUUCUCAGGCAUGACAGAGCAGCGUGAUAUAUUUAUGUCUGAGGUUUAUCAUAAGACUUUUCUAGAGAUUAAUGAAAAAGGAACUGAGGCUGCAAGUUCUACAGCAUCUGUCAUGUCUGUUCGCAGCUUUCCAGGUGAAGAGGUGAAGGGAGAUCGUCCCUUUUACUAUUUCAUAAAACACAAAUCCAAAUGUAUAGUGCUAUGUGGAAUAGUGUAUGAACCUUAACAAAGGAAGUAUGGCCAUGAUGUUAUCACUUGUAAAACCUGGCCAGCAUACAUGUAAUGUAUUCUGUAUAUAAUGUAUUCAUAUAUAUUUUCUACUUAAUUAUUGGAAUAAAAUACUGCCAUUACAUUGUA
Messenger RNA from Bufo gargarizans (Asiatic toad), 1327 nucleotides. Its product is annotated as leukocyte elastase inhibitor-like. Gene Ontology annotation, biological process: negative regulation of endopeptidase activity. Lineage: Eukaryota; Metazoa; Chordata; Amphibia; Anura; Bufonidae. The record is from RefSeq and is a predicted model, not a curated record. Gene Ontology annotation, molecular function: serine-type endopeptidase inhibitor activity. Bases 75 to 1196 code for a protein of 373 amino acids. The transcript has 7 exons.